Saccharomycopsis crataegensis is the source of this 501-nucleotide messenger RNA. RefSeq names its product Tma17p (gene TMA17). NCBI's taxonomy places the organism in Eukaryota, Fungi, Ascomycota, Saccharomycetes, Ascoideales, Saccharomycopsidaceae. The record is from RefSeq and is a predicted model, not a curated record. The transcript has a single exon. Bases 1 to 501 code for a protein of 166 amino acids.
AUGUCAAUUAGCAAACCAGUCCAAAUCUCCGAAUUCAAACUCACUAUCAAGGAGCUCUCCGAUGAUGAAAUCAUCCACAUUAGAACCCAGCUAAUCAACACCAUCAACAAGCUCAAUGAGCUGAUCCUUCUCAUGUUCAAGGAAAUGAACGUUAUCACCACAAACUAUCACAAAAACGCUUCGUCCUUCCGUACUGAGGAAUCGCUGCUCAAUGACGAUGAUGAUACAACCAAAGAAUACAAAAGUGACAUGCAAUUAUACACGGAAUCUAUUCAAGAGAACAAAAUUGUCAUUAAGAACAAUUACCAAAGAUUUGCGGCAGUCGAAGAGGAGAUUCAAGGCAGAGGAGUUCAAUUACCAUCGGACAAGCCUGAGGUUUUGUCGUUGGAACUGUUGUCGAGCAAGCUUCGAUUGACCAAUGAGGAGUACUUGGCGAUAAAAGACAAGGACCACGAAGUCUUUGAGAUCAAUGAGCCAUUGGAAGACGGAUACUAUAUUUGA